Messenger RNA from Rosa chinensis, 1847 nucleotides. Its product is annotated as UPF0481 protein At3g47200. The coding region runs from base 174 to 1694 and encodes 506 amino acids. The transcript has 2 exons. NCBI's taxonomy places the organism in Eukaryota, Viridiplantae, Streptophyta, Magnoliopsida, Rosales, Rosaceae. The record is from RefSeq and is a predicted model, not a curated record.
CUGAGGGUUUGAACUUUCUGUAACGCUUUCUCUUCUAAGUUUCUAUGUCAAUCCUUCCCCCUUCAAUAAGUUGAUGAAUAUGCGGUGAACAGCUUGGUAGUUGGGUAUCAGGAACUUCAUUAAGUCUUUUGAUUUAGGUACAUCUAAUUAGAUUGAAGACUUGAAUCAUUGUCAUGGAAGACGAUAAAGAAAUCAAUGUUGAAGCAUUGGAAAACAACAUUAGUGCAAAGCUUCACUGUGAUUCACCCGUGUCUGCCAAGUGCUGCAUUUUCAGAGUUCCUCAGGUUAUUAGGAGACAAAAUCCAAAGGCAUAUCAACCUGAUGUUGUCACAAUUGGACCCUUUCAUGAUCGAGGCAGUAAACACUUCCAACCCAUGGAAAAUGUGAAGCUCUGGUAUUUGCGUAACCAUCUCUUGCGCAAGAAUAUAACUUUGAAAACGUUAAUUCAAGGCAUUAAUAUUAUCGAGUUUGAGAAACAUGCCCGUGAGUUUUAUGCAGAACCACUUGCUCAUCUAAACAAGAAUGACUUCAUUGAAAUGAUGAUACUUGAUGGUUUGUUCAUAAUCGAACUAUUUCGGAAGCUUUGGCUUAGUGAAGAUAUCAGCAUCAAUGACCCGAUAUUCAACAUGGAUUGCAUGUUUCAGUAUUUAUGCCAUGACAUUUUGCUACUUGAGAAUCAGCUUCCUUGGUUUGUUCUCAACUCUUUAUAUAUCCUUACGAAGGAGACUGUUGAUUGCUCCCUGAAAAAACUUCUGCUUGUCAUCUUUUACUCAGAACCACAACUGGGACUUAACUCCAAUCGCUUCAUAGAUCAUAAUACCAUUUUCCUAGACACUGACUUUGAUGAUGAUCCUGAUCAUGAUGACAAAAUUUUGCACAUACUUGACCUCAUAAGAACUUCAAGUGUUUUCAAAUUCAAAGAUGAUCGGUUUCAGCAAUCUUUCUACGGUCCUAACACGCAAUUGAAAAUACAUCCGACUACUACUCUCUCAGAUGUCGCAAGUGACAUCAGUGACAGCAUAGUGAAUAUAGAAUUGGAAGACAGAGUUUAUAACAAUUUUCACCCGCCAUCCUACGGCCUUAAGACACAGUUUAUGCAUCCGGCCACUACCCUAUCAGAGGCAGGAGUCGUAUUCAGAAUGGAUUCCGGCGAUAGGAAGAGCAUAAUGGACAUAGAAUUCGAAGAUGGAGUGUUUACUAUUCCACCACUAGUCAUUGGAGAGUUGACAGAAUCACUCUUCAGGAACUUGAUUGCAUUUGAGCAAUGCUAUCAUGGAUGUUCGCAUAAAAUAACUUCAUAUGUGGUUCUAAUGGAUAACCUCAUCGCUUCACAAAAGGAUAUGAAUUUGCUUUGUGAGAAAAACAUAAUAACUACUAAUUGGCGGAGUGCUGAAUUAGACACGUAUCAAUUCUUCAACAAGCUUUAUAAGGACACCUCGCUUAAGGAGUUCUUGUAUGAUGGACUGUGCUACCAAGUAAAUGAACAUUACCAAGUUGCACAGGACAAAAAGCUUCAAAGAAUGAGGCGCGAGCUAAGAACUACUGCACAGUUGAAGCGUGAUUAUCUAACGUGGAAUGUUACUUCAACAAGCCUCUGGAAAGUUACUUCUUUGAUUGCAGCUUCUGUCCUUUUGGGAGUCACUAUACUUCAAACCAUAUAUGCCAUGAAGCAAUAUUAUUAUUCCCCUCGAUAAUGUUAAUUUGUAACUCGUUUACUUUGUAGAUUAAGCAUUCAUUUUGGUGUACAUUGUUACUUUGAGAGGCUCCUACAAUAAGGUCACUGCUAUCACCUUCUAAUUUGUAAAACCAUUACAGAGAAAUACAGUAGUCUUCUUCCUCGAUCUGUU